GGGCGGCCCUCCACAAGUGCGCAGGCCCCCGCGAAGGAGCCUGGGAGUUGUAGUUCGGAGCGUUCUUACGGUGUAGCUCGUUCCCGGUGCCGGCGAAGGGCGAGCUUGUGUCGGAACCAGGGGGAGGAAUGUGAGCUCCCUCCCAGGAACGGGAGGAGGAUGGAGCUGGAGCCCGAGGACGGGAGCGGGAACAUCGCUCUCGCGGGAGGCCUGACCGCCAUAGGCCGCGGCCCUUUUCUCCGGGUUUCCGAUAAGCGAGUGUCCAGGAAUCAUGGUCUCCUGGAAGUUGUCAAUGAGAAGUUACGCAUCAAACCAUUACACACCAAUCCAUGCUUCUAUCGUUCAUCAAGUGGAGACCAGCUUCUGCCUCUGGCUAAGGAUAAAUGGCACUGGCUAAACCCAGGAGACUCUUUCUCUUUACUGCCAGACAAAUAUAUAUUCAAGGUCAUCUCCCCCAGCUUCGACCAGACCUUAAGAAACAGCGAUCUGUCAAGUUUUGAGGAUGAUGAGCAAUCUAAUUCUACAGGAAGCUCACGUAAGGAGAAAGGGGAUGUCAACGAAGGCCCAGAUAUACCUCAGGGUUACGCACAAAAACCCACUACAUCAUCUGAAAUAUUGACAGCAGACGACUAUUCCCGACAGCAAUCCUGCACAAUUGAACCAAAUGGCAUCUUGCAGAAUGUGUCAAAGAGUGAGCAACUGAAGAAUGGUCAAGCACCAUUGGACACUGUACAACGGAAAAGAAUCUUGCCAGCUUGGAUGCUGCAAGUUACUACAGAAAUACAAAAUCCUUCAACAGUCAGUAAAAGAGGAAAUGCAAUAGACCAAGGAAGAGGAAGAGGAAGAGGAAGAGGGAUGAAAACUCAGGUAACACAACCAGGAAGAAAAAGACAUGAGUCUGGGGAGAAUGUCAUAGAGAAUGAAGCAUCAGAUCAACCACAGGAGAAAAAAGGUAGGAGAAGGAAAACACAACCAAAUAAAGAUGAAGAACAAGAUAAGAACAGUGCCAAGAGGAACACUCUUGAAGCAAGUUCUGUUAACAUGACAAACUGCAUCAGUGGACCAUCCGGAUCUAAUUACAAAUUGACUAGCAGUGAUAGUGAUGAAGCCAAAAACCAACAUGGUUGUGACUCUUGGCAGCCCCAUGAGCUAAGAGACUGGGAAAUGAGUGACAAAGAGGAGGAGGAAGAAGUGGAACUGAUGAGCAGACAAGGUGAGCAGGAGACUGCACAGACGUUGGAGACUCCUCACACACAGGAUAAAAGCAGCUGUCCAGGUCUUGAUGAAGCAGAACCAGGAGAAGGUGUAAAGACUCUUCAAACUGUAGAACACAACAAGCCUCGGAGAGCUCCCUGCAUGUAUGGAAGUAAUUGUUACAGGAAAAAUCCAUUGCAUUUUCAAGAGUUGAGUCAUCCUGGCGAUACUGAUUAUGAGGAGCAAGCGGUUGAGGAGGAAGAUGUUGACAAACCAGAAUGUCCUUUUGGUACUGCUUGUUAUAGGAAGAAUCCACAACACAAGAAGGAGUACAAGCACACACUACCUCCAGGAAGUGAAUUAAGAAGACCAAAGAGAAAAGUGGCUCAAAAAGAUAAAAGUGGUCUGGAUGGUGAGAGUGAUGAUGAUGGUGAACCCAACCAGUAUGACCUGAAUGACAGUUUUAUUGAUGAUGAAGAGGAGGAUCUGGAGCCGACUGAUGAGGAUUCUGAUUGGGAGCCAAGUGCAGAGAGUGAUGAAGAUAUUGAAACACUAACAAAAGAAGCCAAUAGAUUUGUAAGAAAUUAAAAAUGAAACUUGUUUUUUGUACCUUUUUAAUUUGGAGCACUGAGAAAAUCUGUUUUCUUUCAGUUUGCACUAACACUGAUGUUUAUUGGCUUGCUUUAACUUUAUGUUCAGAAUCACAUGACUGCCCUCUUGUCAUGAAUUCAUAACUAGGUUUAAAUUAUCAUCUGUCAAAUUGGAAUGAUUGUUAAUCCAGGGAGUGAGUUCUGGCAAUGAAAUCUGAGCAUUUUCAAUGUCUGCUUUGAUGGAUAGUCAGGAGAAGGACAUACGGUUUUCAGAAUUUUGCUUGUUGCUAGACAAGCAUUAAGGAGUGAUAUUUCAGUUUCUUGAUACCAUUGCAGUAAUGAAAAUAAGAACAUAUUUCUGAGCUUUGCAGCUGUCUGAGCAAGCUACACUUGGUGGCACAAGAAUCCUCAGGUUUGGAAAACUUAAGUGCAAAGUCUGAUUUUUGACUUUCAUAUGAAGAGGACCAUAACAGCAAGUAAAGAAAGAGCCAAAACAAAAAGCAGCAGCGUUGGAGUUUAUUGUGCAGUUCAUGGCCACGUUGGUCAACUGAUUCAGGCAUGCCCACUGGAACUGAGUUCAACUACUCAGUAACGCUUUGCUUUGUAAUGAAGAGGCAGUGAAGAAUAUACGUUUUUUUGGCCAGAGUAAACCAUGUUUUUGGAUGCCUAAUGCCUGUCACUAUUCUGAAAGCACAGAUGUACCUCCUUCCAGCUGUCUGUCAUUUUGAGUUCAGAUAUAAAGCAAUAAAACAAGUUUUUAAAGAAAAAAUGUCUGUGACUGACGUCGAAGUUCUGAUUCGAUUGCAGAGAUGCCUGCAAAUUGCUGUGGUGUCAGUGGAAUUCCUGGAAUUGAAAGGGGUGUUCAGCUUUACAUGACUGAACUGCUUCAGAUGGGAGCAGUACACUCGUGCACCAAGGUAUCUGAUGCUAAUUUCAACUUCUGAUCUUGGCAGCCAUCCUUCCUCUGGCUGGUGUAGCUCUGACUACCUAACUGCCAAGGUGACACAGAAACGAACCUCUGUGGGCUCUCUGCAGUCUGCACUCGAUACAAGGGACCUUCGGCAGUCCCCCACCAGCAACAGAAUUUCUAUUGGUCACCAACUGGGUAUGCAUUUAUAACAGUACUGUUACUGAAGACAGGGCUGAUGCUAAUGAUGGUCCCGUAGAUUGAUGUGAUUUUAAAACUGAUGGAAAGGUAAAUACAAAUUGACUUGAGUGCUGGAAAAUCACUGUAAAUGCUGAGUUUCGCAUUGCAGUGGAUAGAACUGUGUAAAUUUAAAAAUGUUUCCACAUUCAAACUUCAUGAUGUAGUGAAUAUGCCAGUAAAGUACUACUUGCAGAGUCUUUCGCUGUCUGUCUCCCCAGUAAAUCUGUCCCUUUCUGUUAACUAAUGGAACUGCCCAUUUUCUUCUCUGUGAUGAGGCUGUUUAGUUGUGCCAAAGGAGGUAUGGUGGAAAAUCAAAGUGAAAAAUUGCCUAGGUAUGACAAGCUCAUGUUCCGUCAUUUAAAGGCAGUUUUGUUGAUCGUAGUUGAAUUUCUCUGUAAUAUGCACUGCUUUUAGAUAUACCAAAAAUAGGUUAAAAUCAUAACACCUUUUUGCCUUGGAGGUUGGAUGUAUAUUUGAAAUAAUUAUUUUUAUAAUGCAGAAGUUUGCUUAAAUGAAGCUGGCCUGGAAAAUAAUUAGUGUACAGAUUUGUCAAUACAGGUUGCAUUUAAUUUUUUUGGCAACAUGCAAAUGGGUACUGCUAAAGAAACACAUUUUACCACAGUGUUUCAUCUUGCAUUCGUCAGGGCAAUUUGCAAGAGAUGUCAGUCAUCAUUAAGGAAUCAACCAGUCAGACUCCACUUACCCACCAAUCUGAAUUCUCCUCUCAUACCGCCUGUGUUGUUUUUCCUGUUGAAUUGAUAUUCUCACCAAUUGUCCUGAUGAAUGCAAGUCAGAAAAACUUCAACAAAAUGUCUUUUUCAGCAAAGUACACGUUGUCUUGCUGGCUUGAGUCGCUGUAUUGGCUCACUUCAUAUUUUAAAUUUGAUAUAUGAGGAUGUGGUAGUUCAUUGGCAAUUUACUUUUAAGUACGUACUAUGCGUGUGAUUACUGUCUGUUAGUUUUCAAGUUAACCAUUCUGAGAGACACAAUAGCCACAACAACCGUCAGAGACACAAGUCAUUCAAAAUAUCUUCUGAAUUUCUCAUCAUACGUUAAUGUUCAGAAUAAGAAUUAAAAUGUUUUUUAAAUGGCUCAUUCCAUAACAAUGAUGAUGUUUGUCUCUUGUGUCUAAUAAUGCUUCCAUUUAAAGUCUUGGUCUCUUCCAAAGUAUAAAUUUGGAAUGAAUAUUUUUGCCAAGAACUCCUUCUCAAAUUUCUCACCUUGCCUUCGGAAGAACUCUGCUUACAGAAUAUUAUUCUCAGCUUGCAGCAUUUUCUAUUCAGCAACUUCAAAUUUUGAAAUGUGAGAAAUAUGCAGCCUGUUCAUUGAAAUAAAAUUUGUAUUUUUUUUUGUUUGUGGAGCAAAAGACUAAUGUUCUUUUUUUAAAAAAAAGUGUGGAAGAAUGACACUUGAAGUAGGCGCAGACCAUUCAGCCCCUCGGGCCUGCUUCGAUAUUCUGUGAAGAAGGCCUCAACUCCACAUUCGAGUCUGCCCCCAUGAUUCUUGUCUCCUUUAUCAAUCAAAAAUCUGUUGAACUUAACCUUAAAGAUUUGUAACUUCCCAAAGAGAUCGGAGACUGGGUAAGGGGAUUGCACAGACUAAUGCCUGCCGUAGAAAAGAAAUCUUUCUCUCCUUAAAACUCUGAGUAGUUAAUGAUCACCUGCUGCCACAUUGGAGCAGGAAGUCUGCACCAUUCAAUGUUGUCGAUGUCUGGAACUAAAGGUCGGAACCCACUUGGCCUUUGGGUGCAUCGGUGCUGUUGUUGGUUCUGCAGCCCCCUCCCUGAUCAGCCCUAUUGCUGUUGCUCUGAUCCCACCUCACUCAAUGACGCUUGGUCUGCAAUCUUGCUGUAAAUGAGUUUUGUUUUCAAUGAAACAAUUGAUGAAA
This is a messenger RNA of Stegostoma tigrinum, 4818 nucleotides long. It is a transcript of the gene aplf, whose product is annotated as aprataxin and PNKP like factor. Gene Ontology annotation, biological process: double-strand break repair. The record is from RefSeq and is a predicted model, not a curated record. The transcript has 11 exons. Gene Ontology annotation, molecular function: DNA-(apurinic or apyrimidinic site) endonuclease activity; 3'-5' exonuclease activity; protein binding. Gene Ontology annotation, cellular component: nucleus; site of double-strand break. The coding region runs from base 160 to 1782 and encodes 540 amino acids. NCBI's taxonomy places the organism in Eukaryota, Metazoa, Chordata, Chondrichthyes, Orectolobiformes, Stegostomatidae.